UAUAUCACAGUUGCUUAUCAGCAGUUUUUAAUUAUUACAUCAAAAAUAAAGCGACUUUGGAAUCAAAUGCGCUUGCAGACUAUUUUAUCGAUCAUUUGUUACUGUGUUUGCCGCAUAGAGUAUUCAGUUUUUAAUGAAUAUUGGAGAAGAUAAUGGAUCAAAUUGUACAAAAAUGGAGACGCUAUUUACUUGUGCAACCGCCCCUAUUCCUAUUAUUGAUCUCUUUGUCGAUGUCAGGUACUAUAUUCACAGAUCUGCUAAUGUAUCGUACAUGCCUUAUGACUUUGAAAUUAAACGAAACAGAGUGCCAGAUAUUCCAUAACAAUAGCACUAGCGAGGAGGUGCUUAAAAUUAAUACUUUGGCCCAACCGCACGUAGCCAAUAUUUUGAUGAGUAAAUCUUUCAUAGAAAGCAUUUCCCCAUCAAUCCUAAUGUUAUUUCUGGGACCGUGGAGCGAUAAGUAUGGAAGGAAACCUGUUAUGCUUUCCGGAUACAUAAGCAUGUCCUUAACAUAUAUUUUGCUGUCUGUAAUGGCUAGUUGGGAUAUUGAACCUUGGUAUUUCCUGAUAGCCUAUAUUCCUGUUGCUCUCUUGGGUGGUCUAAGCGUAUUGCUAUUAGCUUCGAUGUGUUACAUCACUGAUAUAACAGACGAUAAAGAGCGGGCAUGGCAUUUAGCCUUUUUACACGCGUUGGUCUCUCUCGGUCUAUUAAUCGGAUUGCUUUCUGGUCCAGCGAUAUUUGACGCAUGCGGCUACAGUGCUGUAUUCAGUGUUGCGACUGUGUUCUGCAUUCUGGCAACAUUAUAUAUAUUACUUUUUGUCCCGGAAACUAUACAGAAUCAAACUUCCGGUAUCUGCAAGGUAUUUGACUUUACGCUAAUAAAAGAUCUUAUUAAUACGUGUGUCAAAAAGAGAGACGGAUUCAAUAGGUCGUUAGUCUGGAGCUGCGUAGCUUGUCUUACACUUCUCCUGAUUGUUUAUGAAGGCUCUCUCGCUAUCGGAUAUCUAUUCGUAAGCGCACGGCUUGGCUGGACCAUAGAAAAUUACUCCGUUUAUAAUGCUGCAGAUAUUGUAGUGAAAGUACUUGGUACGAUAUUUGGUAUCAAAAUAAUGCAAAAAUAUGCAGGAUUUCCAGAGACUGUAAUUGCUAUGGUAUCUGUUAUAUCGUCUUUUGGGAGUGUUUUGGUACGUGCCUUCACAUGGCUGUCUUGGCAUAUGUAUUUAUCAAUGGUUUUAGGAAUGUUUGGUGACAUAUCUCGACCGAUGAUACGUGCUAUAUUAUCCAAGGCGGUACCUGUGCAAGACGCAGGGAAGGUUUUCUCUGUGGCUAUGACUCUAGAGACACUGUUACCAUUUGCGGCAGAUUCUCUAUAUACUUUACUGUACUCCCACUACAUGCCACCUUUAUACCCUCUACCAGUGUGGUUUUUAUCAGUAGUAUUUUACGUCAUAACUAUUGUGACAUUGGUAUAUAUUCAAAUACAAGUGAUAAAAAGCACCACAGUGUCUUAUACUCCAAUAACAGAAGACAGUAACGACUCUUUGAUAUCUUAUCAAGAAGACACAAGUACAAAUGUUUAUGCUCAAGAUAAAUUAAAUGAUUAGCUAAAUAUGUAAGACAUUAUUUUUGUAUAUGUAUUUUUAGCA
This is a messenger RNA of Cyphomyrmex costatus, 1646 nucleotides long. RefSeq names its product proton-coupled folate transporter. The transcript is spliced from 6 exons. Gene Ontology annotation, molecular function: transmembrane transporter activity. Lineage: Eukaryota; Metazoa; Arthropoda; Insecta; Hymenoptera; Formicidae. Gene Ontology annotation, biological process: transmembrane transport. The record is from RefSeq and is a predicted model, not a curated record. Bases 153 to 1604 code for a protein of 483 amino acids. Gene Ontology annotation, cellular component: membrane.